This is a messenger RNA of Tribolium castaneum (red flour beetle), 653 nucleotides long. RefSeq lists its product as uncharacterized. Bases 196 to 567 code for a protein of 123 amino acids. The transcript is spliced from 4 exons. The record is from RefSeq and is a predicted model, not a curated record. Lineage: Eukaryota; Metazoa; Arthropoda; Insecta; Coleoptera; Tenebrionidae.
AAUUUUCAUCAAAACACGUAGCGCGUUAUUUGCCUCGGAUAAUGUAAUAUGGGAAGAGCCGCAAUAUAAAGCUUAAUUGUGCGUUAAAAUUGUUGCACUUGGUUUGCGCAAGACCCCGCUCUUGAUUUAAAAGAGGUGGCCCAAGAAUUUGGGAGCCAGAUUGUCCGUCUUCACCGCCUGUCUCCAAGCCAAACAAUGGGUUCCACAACAAUGAAAAAGUCCAUUACGGACCACCGAAUCACUUUGUUGUUAUUCGUCAGCAUUAUUUUCCUAUCUAUUGAAAUUACCCACGGGGCUUUGGUCAAAAACCCCAACUUGCUGAAAAAAAAUCAUUGCAGGACACACAUUUUUUCUCCCGUGUGCCGCGGGCAGCAAAAGCGAGACAUUUUAAGCCGUCUCAGUGACGAGUACAGGGUGCCAGCCCUGGAUUCCGAUUUUUCGGGGAUUGACCGGUCCCGCGAUUUCCCUACAAUCCUUAACAGUCCGAGUCUUUUCGGGGAACUACUGAAAAAAGCCAUAGAAUCGUCCCCCGAGUUCGAUCCCGAAAAUAGCAAUUAUCUGAAGUGAGGAGAAUAAUAAAAGACAGGCCGGACAGUAUUACCCCAGUAUUCCUAUUUAUUUAUUUAUUGGAUAAAAAUAAAAUAUAAAAACUA